Capronia coronata CBS 617.96 is the source of this 2700-nucleotide messenger RNA. RefSeq lists its product as uncharacterized. The transcript has 2 exons. Bases 1 to 2700 code for a protein of 899 amino acids. The record is from RefSeq and is a predicted model, not a curated record. Lineage: Eukaryota; Fungi; Ascomycota; Eurotiomycetes; Chaetothyriales; Herpotrichiellaceae. Gene Ontology annotation, cellular component: nucleus. Gene Ontology annotation, molecular function: zinc ion binding; DNA-binding transcription factor activity, RNA polymerase II-specific; transcription cis-regulatory region binding. Gene Ontology annotation, biological process: DNA-templated transcription; regulation of DNA-templated transcription.
AUGGCCGAGACCAAGGAUCACGUCCACCACAUUCAGUCUCAAUCUCAAUCUCAAUCUCAAUCUCAAUCUCAAUCCCAACUUUCACCGUCCAGUCCAUCCUUUUCUCAAGAUCCUCGCAAACCAUCAUGGAGCGGCUCGAUCGAUGACACUCCCAAUCAUGCUUCGCCUCUACUAACGCACGACCGCAAGAGGUCCGCCGACCACUUUCCCCCAGAACCCCAUGUUUCGCGGAAAGGUCGAGCGUGUCUGGCAUGCCGCAAGUUGAAGGUCAAAUGUGACAGUCUUGAGCGUGGCGACACGGGAUGUUCGCGCUGCCAACGCCUGGGUCUGGAUUGCAUCACUUCCAAACGGUUGAGGGUCAGUCUGGACGACGAUGGAGAGAAUGCUCAUCCCUCCAUCGUCCGGCUGGACCGGGCUGUCGAGGAUAUUCUCGCCAGGCUGAAGAUGCCGCCGUUGGAGUCGUAUCUACGAAUCCACCCAUCUCAACAAUCCAUCCAAGUACCUCACCUUGAUCAUGACCAUGUGGACGCCGAUCGGCAGCCUUCUAAUUCUAACAACCCUGUGGACUCCAACCCGCGACAUCCACAAUCUACCAUGUUGGACACCAGUACACAACAUUCUCAGUCGAAUCCCAUGGAAUCCAAUGCACAGACUACGCGGGAGAACUCUCGUGAACCCAAUCCCGAGGACGCACAGGAGAUGGCGCCCGCUCCGAUGGGUAGUCUCUAUGAAGUGACCCAGCUCAACACGCUGCGAAGUCGGUUGAAAUACGGGGAUCCCGCCCGUCGCAAUUCGCGCAAGAACAUGGAAAAAGAUCUAGUUUCUACAGGCAUUGUCACCAUCGAAGAAGCAGAGGAUAUGUUCAACCUGUUCAAAACCAGUUUGUCGCGGUAUCUAUAUGCCGCCACCAUCCACGAAUCCCGCUCCCUACUCUCCGUCCGCGAAUCCUCCACUCUAUUCUUCACCGCCAUCAUCACCGUGACAUCUCUGCACAUCCCUGGUAAAGAGAAAAUCCACGCCGCCGCCCAUAAACACCUCCGCGACCUCAUCGCCACAUCCUUCUUCGACCGCUUUCACACUCUGGAAGACAUCCGCGCCCUCUGCAUAGCUGCAUUCUGGCUCCCGGAUCUAAGCUGGAAACUUUCUGGUCAUUGCGUCCGCAUGGCCACCGAGCUCAACUUACACCAGGCCUUCUACAAGGCACUCUACUCGCAGAAGCAAUCCCAAAUUGACCGAGGCCAUGCCUUUGAGCGCGCACGGCUGUGGUAUCUGCUGUACGUGCUCGACCAUCAUUUCAGUAUAGCUUAUGGUCGACCGCCCGCCACCACAGAACUUCAAGCCAUCAAGGAGUAUGAUGUGUUCCUCGAAGCUCCUGAGUGUUCGCCAUCGGACCGCCGCGUAUUGUCGCAGGUCGCUCUGUUCAUCAUCCUCAGCAGGGCGUAUAACCAUUUCGGGUUGGAGUCUGAGAAACUGAUGGAUGGCGAUGAUGAUACUCUACGCACCCAUCAGCGUUUCAUCGAGGAUUUGGACCGCUGGAGGUAUCAGUUUCGACAUGCGCUGAACCGGGAUGCUCAUGUCGGUGAUUAUCCUGCUGUUGGUGUCGAACUCCACUACCACUUCGCCUCAAUGAUGCUCAACUCCCUCGCUCUCCGCGGCCGUUCCUUAGUCACCAUCUCCUCGACAUCGACGCUGCCGAAUUCCUUGCAACCAUUGGCAUCCCACGCCAUAACUUCAGCACACCAGAUCCUCAUCAUCGUUCUCGAAGAACCCUCGAUUCGUGAUUCCAUGGUCGGCAUCCCCUUGUACUUACAUACAGUGAUUGCCUUCGCCGUAGUAUUCCUGAUCAAAAUGUCCUCCCGAUGGCGGGGCAUCGGAGUCAACAUCGACCCGGAGGUCAAAACGAAGCCGUUGAUCGAGGCUGUCAUUGAUCUUUUCCGCAGCUGUCGUGCUGGGAAGGGUCAUAUCUUGUAUGCCAUGGCGGAUGGGUUUGAAAGACUUUUGACAAGGAAUCUCGGAGCCAACAAUGGCGAGAAAAGUUGGAUCGGGAUUGCGCAUGAUCGCCCAAACACCCCAAAUGGCGCUUACAUGGGCGGGAUGGACCAACAAUUACAGCAACAGGAAGGAAAAAGUGCAGCAACAACUGGUGUCGAAUUAUCGUCGUCGUACCCACAUCAGCUGAAUCAACCUCAACGUUCGUUGUCACACCUUGCGCCGCAACAGCAGCCUCGAGCGCAUCAACAUGUCACGGACCUUUAUGCCAUUUCUGGUCCUGGGCAUCACGGAAAUGGUACGACAGCAUCGCCGCGCACAUACAACACCCAACCGCCACAGAUUCCAGCCCAGACGCAUCCGAACGGUCCGACAGAUGGAGGUCGAGUCGCUAGUAUGGGCGGAGAAGCCGCAAAUACGAAUCCGACUUCCACAGCAUAUGAUCCCUACAGCGGAGUUUCGGUGUCGCCGCACACGCAAGCACAGCCUGCACAGCCAGAUAUGGGACAUGGUGCUGGUCCUGGCUCAUCGACAGGGUCAUACGGUGGCUGGCAAACGGAAGACGAUAUGCUCUGGAGUAUGGGUAUGGGCUAUGACCUGCUCGCCAUGGCGCCCGACGUGAACGCUCAUGGAUUGAGUGGUCUUUUUGGCUGGCCGGGGUCGGGGUCGGGAGAUACUGUUGGAGGAGGAGUGGGUUAUGCUGAUAUAUGA